UGUCCAUAGUUGUAAAAGGUCAGCCUACACUGCUUUAUUUAAAUCUGUGUCAUAAUGGUGGUACUUUUUACCGAACGGUAUAUUUUCUGAGGUGGAACGUGGGACGUAUAAAGUUUGACAAACACUUCAUUAGGUGGUUUGCAGGCAGUCGUAGAGAAUAGAAACAGAGCUCAUAGGUCGAUUUCCUCGUUUCAAAAAUAAUCAGAGAGGGAGAGAGGAGCCUGAUGAGGAAGUUGAGGUCUCCUGUAAUAAUACAACACGCCCACUUCUCCCUGUCACAAGACUAGACUUAGUCGGGACUACUGUGGGGGCUUUUUGUGUGUCUGUCUAUAUGCACAGAGAGCCAUUCAAGCAAGUAAUGGAAGUCAAGUGUACUUGUGAUUAUUUUGGACUCCUCGUGUGCUCUGAGGUACUUGUGCAUAUUAUUAAUCCAAUAGCCUUGUAUCCAGUUGUGUCUGCAGGAUUUAUUUCUGCACACAGAGACAAGCAAAGAAGAGCACAGGGACUCAAAAACAAAAACAAAAAAAAAACAGGAUGUAGCAGUUGUUCAGAGCAGGAACAGGUGGCUGUCAACGUGAGUACAGCCACGGUGAAUCACAGUUAACAGUUGCCCCCAGAGUCUGCACCACUCCCUAAUCUGCGCUCGUGCACUCACACGGAAAGGAGUUUUAUCCAAGCUCACGCGCUGAGAUAAAACUCCCCACCUCUCCAAACUUCUCCCCCUUUUUUUGACCCGUUUCAUCACAUGAGCGUUGCCUCACUCCCUCCAUCAGACAGUGCUUUCAGCAGCUCGUGGGCUGCAGUAGUGUGUUAUAUUUGGGCGCCUCGCGGAAGGAAAUAUGACGCGCGAGGACAGAGCGUCGCUGUCCACGCGGCCAAGGCGGCCAGUUUGGCAGACAUCAUCGGCACUGGCGAGCAGGAGCUGUUGUCGGGGCUCGUUGACAUGCAUUCCCCCUGAGCUCGGCGGCGCCUCCCUCAGUGGUGUGGUGGCAGGAUGCCAGUGCAGGCGGCCCAGUGGACAGAGUUCCUGUCCUGUCCCAUCUGCUACAAUGAGUUUGACAGCAGCGGCCACCAGCCCAUCAGUCUGGGCUGCUCCCACACGGUGUGUAAGACCUGCCUACACAAACUGCACCGCAAGGCUUGCCCCUUUGAUCAGACACCCAUCAGCACCGAUAUCGACCUGCUGCCGGUCAACUGUGCCCUGCUGCAGCUGGUCGGAGCUCAGGUCCCAGAUGUGCAGCCGGUGAGCCUGAGCAGUGCAGCAGAGGUUGAGAACUACGAGGUCUGCAGGGUAUGCGUGGAAGAGCUGGCUCUCUACCUGAAACCAAUCAGCGGAGCAAAAGGUGUGGCGACUCUCAGCCCGAGCGUGCUCAGUCGGCCCAUGCAGAGGAAGUUGGUGACCUUGGUGAACUGCCAGCUGGUGGAGGAGGAGGGCCGCGUGCGGGCGGUGCGGGCAGGACGGUCACUGGGUGAACGAACCGUAACUGAACUCAUUCUGCAGCACCAGAACCCCCAGCAGCUCUCCGCCAACCUCUGGGCAGCGGUCAGGGCACGGGGCUGCCAGUUCCUGGGACCUGCUAUGCAAGAAGAUGCACUGAAGCUUGUUUUACUGGCUCUGGAGGACGGCUCAGCUUUGUCCAGGAAGGUGUUGGUUUUGUUUGUAGUCCAAAAGCUAGAGGCUCGCUUCCCCCAGGCGUCCAAAACCAGCAUAGGACACGUGGUGCAGCUUCUCUACAGGGCCUCCUGCUUCAAGGUGACCAAGCGUGAUGAGGACUCCUCACUGAUGCAGCUUAAGGAAGAAUUUCGGACGUACGAGGCUCUGAGGAGAGAACACGACGCUCAAAUCGUCCACAUCGCUAUGGAGGCGGGUCUGCGAAUUUCACCAGAGCAGUGGUCUUCUCUGCUGUACGGAGAUCUGGUCCACAAGUCACAUAUGCAGUCCAUUAUUGACAAGUUGCAGUCUCCAGAGUCGUUUGCAAAGAGCGUUCAGGAGCUGACGAUCGUACUGCAGAGGACAGGAGACCCCGCCAACCUCACAAGCCUUAGACCACACCUAGAGCUACUAGCCAACAUAGACCACAACCCAGAUGCCCCGGCGCCGUCGUGGGAGGAGCUGGAAAGUGUGAUGCUGGCUGUGAAGUUAGUGGUUCACGGACUUGUGGAGUUCAUACAGAACUUCAGCAAGAAGAGCCACGACACUCCACAGCCUCAGGCAAACAGCAAGUACAAGACCAGCAUGUGCCGAGACCUUCGUCAGCAGGGAGGCUGUCCCCGAGGAACCAACUGCACGUUUGCACACACGCAGGAUGAGCUGGAGAAAUUUCGACUGAGGAACAAGAAGAGCAGCAGUGUGGGCCGUGCGUUCCCUUUAGCACCCGGGGUUAUGGGUAAAACCUUCACCAUGGAGGGCAGCAUCCACACAGAUGUGUCAGCAGGAGUGGGGCAGGGGAUCAAAGGCACGGCGGAGAACACAGCCAACCUGACGGAGGGAGUGCCCGGCCUGACUCACCCUCAACUGAUCUCCAGAGGCGCUGACAUGAUGGAGGAGAUGAAGAGAGUGGUGCCAAAUGGAUCCAGUGGUUCUAAUGGGUCCAAUGGCACCAACAGAAAUACGUCGGGCUCAACUGAACAGAAGCCCAUCUCUCCUCCUCGGACUCCAGUCAGCCACUCAUCAGCGUCAUCUCCGUUGACAACAGUUGGGCGGGGUGAUGGUGGUGCUCCUAUGCCCAAACACAGUCAGUUUGUCCUGCGUGCACCACAUCCUUCUCAGGCAUCAGAGAUGUACUAUCAGGAGCCCCACUCUGCAUACGACACAGCCCAUUAUCAACCAAACUCAGGUUCCUACUACCCAUCGACCCUUCACCCUCCUCACAAAUCUUGCAUGGCUCGGUUCCUUCGAUCCUCCAACGUCCCAGAAUCGUCCCUCCCGCCCUCGAUUGGCCCUCCGCCAUCUUCCUACCCCAGUGACCCUCAAACGCCACACCCACCUUCCUCCUCUUCGACAGGGUACCCUCCGCACCCGCCUAGAGAUCGAAUGGGACCUCCUGCCUUCCAUCCCCACCCGGGGCAGCCUCAGUAUGGACCUCUGGCUCCUGCUCAUGGUGUUUAUGCUCCCCUCUAUGACAGCAGGAGAGUAUGGAGGCCUCAGCUGUAUCACAGAGAGGAUGCCAGGAGUAACUCACUGCCUCCAGAGGUACUGCAUUCCUCCGUCUACCAGCCUCCACUCAGGGAGAGAUUCAACUCUCUAGACAGUAACUACUGCUCUGGAGCUGAACACCGUGCAGGGCUACACAGGGAUUAUGGCCGUGUUCCUCUGGGCUACGAGGAUCUGUUCAGAAGGAAGCAGGAACAAUGGGCUCAUCAUCAUCACCAUCACAACGCCAACAGGCCCUCCCAGUCCUCCCCCAUCUUCACCAUCGAUUUUGGAACUGAGCAUGUGGAAAGCAGCGGAAGCCAGUGCGUGGGGUGCAGGUUCAGAGGCGAGGAAAGUUUAGCGCACUACUCUCCGUGGUCCUGUGGUACCAUCGGCCCCUGCCUCAGCCCCUUUGAGCCUGAAACGCUCACACACACCUCGGCUCACUCCUGCUCAGAACACUCGGAGCUGGACAGUAAUGGAGGCGGAGGUGGCGGUGGUAGUGGUAGUGGUGUCGGGAAGCGAUGGUUGCAUUUGUUGGAUCACUCCCGGCGCUUGAAAGACGAGGACCCGAUCAUUCCCUUCAGUGAGGGGCCCAUUAUCUCCAAGUGGGGUGCCAUAUCCAGGGCAUCUCGCACGGGCUACCACACCACCGACCCUGUCCAAGCCACGGCCUGCCAGGGCAGCGCCAGCACCACACCCAUCAACUUUAAAGAUUACAACCCCCACCUGGAUCACAGCGACUACAGGUGGAGCUCCAGAGGAUCCGACUCUUCCAGCCACUCUAGUUUCCUAGAGAGGUACAACACACAUUUCAGUGAGCAGCUUUGUGCAUCAGAGCUUCACGGCCGUCGAACUUCAAUAAGCAGUGGUGAGAAAAUUGUGUCUGAUCUGCAAGCCCAUCAGAACGCCUACAGCCGCGAUCGAAGCCGGGCUGAGAGUGAACCGGACCCGGAUCGAGACAUUGAGCUUGAACUGUGCGCUCUUGAUAUGGAAGAUUCAGACCACCAGGAGAUUAAGUCUCAGGAGUCUUUAGACCUGGCCACCCCACAGUCUCAGGAUGUUUCCCACCUCCUCCCACCUCCUUGCUCCUCUCCUCUCCUCUCUUCUCCUGUGGAGGAGCACCCCCAUACAGAGGGUCCUUCGACAGAAAAGAUGGAUGCUCACCUGCUGAAAAAGAUGGCCUUCAGGAGGUCUCCUGGAGGGUUAGUUUCCGGACGUCUGGGCGUCGGCAAGCCGGUGCUGCGGACUGGACCUCCUCGCCUGGGGGAUACCUCCACCCGGGCUUGUCCUGAAACAACCGUGACAGAGAUGCUGCUUAAUGGAAGCUAAGGGGAGGCAAAGUCAAACCCUGACCUGCACCAGGCUAGAGCUGAGUCACUCGCCCACAACCAGACCCUGGUUAAAGGGAAUACCAUUUAAUUCCAGCCUUCAUAUAUGUCAAAUUAUAUGCCUGAAUAAAACUUGAGAGAUAUGGGUCAAUGGUUUGUGCUGUGCCACAUCGCAAGAGAAAACACAUUGUCCUGCCUCAUGAGUGGUGAUUUUCACCAGUGUACAGCUCCACAGAGAAUUUAGUGAUAUCACUGUAUAUGCCUAGUAAGGUACAUGGCCAGUUUGCCCUUACAGUAGAUGCUUGAACCACAGUUCAGUUUCAACCGCGGUCACAAUUAGAAGAAAGGCUGACACUGAUAUAACACAGUUUUACAUGGGACUCCUGAGGUUUACACAUCAUCUAGUUUGUUGUCAUUCAUCAUGGCUGACAUAGACACUUACCUUUGAUUUGGCAUUUUUGUCAUUUAACAUGAAAAAUGGCAAUAUAGUGUAAUUUUCUUUAGGAUUUUUUCAUUCUAUGUCAAUCUUUUGUUUACUUAUUCUUCAUCUUUUUUUAAUAUGUAGCUUGGAUUGACGGCAGGAACUGAGAUCCCAACAUUUCCCACCAGAUUCGGUCCUGCUCCCAGUACUGAAGUUUGGUAUCUGGCAGAGUAAAUAUAACUAAUUUGCUCCAGUAAAUCUCUUUUAAGUUAAGUUAUUUCAUUUACCACAUGGACUCUGCUCUGUAGCUUGUGCUGGUUUCCUUCAAGGCAGACACUAGUUUAGAGCCACAUAGCUAUCCAAAACAAAAAUAGCAUUAUUGAACUUUUUUUGUUUGUUGUUGCUACCUUAUGAAUAUCUGACUAUUUUUCAUGCCUUUGCUAUGUCUUUACAUUUUAAUGCAUUUGUUUCCAUAUGCAUCCUUACAUGGCAAUACCCUCAUCCAGCUUAGUCCUUCUGGUUUAGUUUAUAACCUUUAUUGUAUCGCUGCAUCGCACUUUUUUUUCACAAGUAUUCCCCUGAAAAAUCAACAGAUAAAUGUUGUAACACUGAGAACAGAAGCGGGUAGGGCACUCCGACCCUCUGAGAUAAUAAAACGCUGCAGAAAACAGAGACCUUCACUAUGCUGAUGCUCAAACAAGCCUCUGUGUUUUAUUAGUCAUAUGACCUUUUAAAUGUUGGCCUCCGAAUUCCCUCGACCGUCAUGAGAUCAGGAAAGACAAUGAGACAGUCACGAACAUAAAAAUGAGUAAAUGAUCAUCGAUUACUGGAGGUCAAACGAUAAGUUGAGGAGGGAUGACAACAAAACAAAGAUGUGUGUACACUUCUUUUUUAAUCCAUACAUAUAUGCUACAUUUAACAUCUAAUCUUUGGUGCAUAACUAAAGAAUGGAACAGAUGGAGCUAAUUUAGUAGAUUUCUACUGUAUAUGAAGUCACGUGAACUCACAAUCAAUCUUAAAAACUGAUAUUUCAUCUAUGUGUGCCUGUGAUGGUUCUGGCAUCUGACUAGUCUCACUGCUCUCUCUCUCUCUCUCUCUCUCUCACACACACACACACACAGCGCUCAAGCUGUCAUUCACACACAGUAGAAAACAACAUGCAAUACAGUGGCCUUUCUCUCCUUGGUGUUAUAUAAACCUAAACAUUGGGCUCUAUGAUGACUUUUGUCAUGGCCAGUGACAGACUCCGGUCCUGUUUCAGAGGUGUCAAACCAUGGAUCUCGGAAACUGAACACUGGAAAUUACAUUUUUCUAAGCCCCUCGCAUUUUUCUGUGCUUUCCAGUCCAGUCACCUUUACGUACGAUGUAAACAAUAUUCAGAGGUCGUGCGCGGUGUUUCGGGCUGAAGCCUACAAAAAUGAGGGACACCACUUCUUGUGUUUCUUCAUGCUAUAUCUUUUUUAAAAGUUUUGGUUUGUUUUUUAUUUUAUGCAUUGCUAACUUCUGUGAAGUUGUUUGUCGGGGUAUUUUGUAUCAGGAUCUUUGUUACUCUUGUUUUGUUUGCUAUAUUUUACAUCACAGAGACAAAACUGAACUUGUCUUGUCUAAUGUUCCUCUAUGUUUGCUGGCCAUGAGUACGCUAAGUUCAGUAUGGGUGAUCUCCAUACAGCCCGGCCUUGCCUCACUCCCUUUUAUAGACAUGAGGCAUCUGUGACUUAGUCGUAAUGACUAAUAGAUAACACGAAAACUUAAACCCAUUUUAGACAUACAGGAUUUAAAAUCAUGGAGACUCUGAGUUCGUUUAGCCUAAAUCUUAUGAGAUUUGUGUCGAAUGAAAAGACUAAUCUUUAAAUCUUUCAAGCUUCCUUCAAGCCUCUUUAAUUCCCCCUCACCUGACCUAUGUAACUUUUCAGAGGCAUUGUCUUUCCUCUCAGAUUAUACAUGGAAUCCCAUUUUAGAGGAUGGCAGAACGGCUGUACAUGUGAGGAUUGUUCAUUUAGUUUUAAGUUAAAACUUUCUAAACCUGAAUGAACAAUAAAAUAAUGGACUGGGGGAUUUUCUCCCUAUCUUCAACCCAAACGGGUAGACAAAGUGACAAAUUGGACUGAAAAAUUCAGUGCGAGUCGUUGGGAAAAAAACUCUUUUGCAGGGUUCACUUCUGAAAUGGAAAAGGCAAGAGCUUUGGCAGGGACUGAACUGCUCCAAGUCAUGAAAUUAGCUCAGCUACCUACUGUCGCUCUGCAUCUGUUUACAACUUCACCUUUGAAGUCAUGUAACGUUAAGUGCCAUGUCGUGUACAGUACAGUACAAUCAAUCCCUGCAAUUUUUCCUAUAGCUUUUUCAUAUUCCUCCACUGUAAACUACAUGAGGAGGGAAAGACUCGGCCAAAUGUGUGAGGAGUGAGAUACUUCUCUUGCAGUCCUGCUUUGUUCCAUUAGAGGAGGCUAGAUCCUUGUCUGUCUUGAAUCGCUCAGGGAAGACUUAAGUUGCUCUACUACUUUGGCUUUUUAUAUAUCCAUCACUUAAAUAUUCUGUGGAGGUAUUUACCUUAAUUUCACUUGCUGGUAACUGGCCCUUGCACCUGAAGCAUAAAUGGGUUACGCCGAUUAUAUUGUUUGCCAGUGUUUACUUUGCCAGUGUUUUCUUUUGCCUCUCAGUAUCAAUAUUGGCUUUGCUAUUAAUGUUCUCAUGGGAAAGGGCUGGGCACUACUGUAUGUAAAAACAGUAUUGUGAGUAUUAAUGUCAAAGUUAUACUCCCCUGUUUCCUUUAAAGUGUCUAUAGAGCACUGCUGUAGUGGUUAAUAGCACUGCACUAAUUCCCACCCCAUCACUGCCAGCAGGUGCACUCAGCCUGCGAGUGCCCCCCUCUCCACCACCCCCCCACGGCCCCGUCCUCCCUGCAUCCUGCGUCGUGCAUGCGAUAUAGUCCCUCUUGUGAUGGCGGAGGAGUAUUGAUGAUUCUGUAGUUGUGAUACAACACACCCAGCGCUGUAAGAGUUCUGCACAUGCCCACUGUGUGGCCACGUCAAGUGCUGAAGUUUGCUUGCAGCAUUUUACUUGUUUGCUCAUGAAAAUUAAUUAUUGUUUAAUAGAGAUUAUUAUUAUUAUUAUGACUAUUAUUGUUACUACCACAUUUAGUUGUUGUUGUGGUAUUUUUUCCCUUCUUGGUAUAUUCUGCUUCUUUGUUUUGAAUUUGACAAUUUGCUGAAACUGUUGAAAUUUUUUAUUAGACAAGAAAAGUGUCUCAUUAUUCUAUAUUAUAUGGGAAAAAGCCUGUUUGUUGAUUGUGAAACAUAUGAUGAACUGAUGUUUUCUGACUAUUCAUGUCUGUAUUAGACAUUUUAUUUGCGAAUCUAUUGUUCGAUUGAAAUGUAAAUGAACUAUUAAGAGAUGGUACACAUCCGUCAUUGUAUACAGUCUGGCACCAUCAUUAGAUGGACUUAUAGUAUAGACGCUCAUUUAUACAACCUGUGAUAAUCAGAUAUAUUUAAAUGUUUAAAUCAUUGGGGCAGUUGUGUAAUGUUUCAGAAUGAGGAAAAUAAAAUCCUUAAAGAGACAGCAUAUCUAAAACGUCCCCAUAAUGAAUAAUACUGUUACGUAUUCCAUUUAUUUCCUUGGAAAUAUCACAUUGUGAAAGGUUUCCCUUUUACUUACUGUAAGGUAAUGCAGGACUGGAGUUAGUCUAACCUAUGAUUGAUGAAACUGUGUGAGUAUCGUUUGACUGACUGAUUGAUUCUUCUGUGCAUUUUCUGACUUGUUCAUCUGUAUUACACUGACUUACAGACAGCUUGGCCGAGCAGCAUACUGCUUCUGUUGUUGCACUGAGAGAUGAAAUUAUGAAAAAGGAAGAUUUCAGCACAUGAAAUUGCAUGCUACAAUAAACAACAAAC
Messenger RNA from Larimichthys crocea (large yellow croaker), 8775 nucleotides. RefSeq names its product ring finger and CCCH-type domains 2 (gene rc3h2). Lineage: Eukaryota; Metazoa; Chordata; Actinopteri; Sciaenidae. Gene Ontology annotation, molecular function: double-stranded RNA binding; ubiquitin protein ligase activity; RNA stem-loop binding. Gene Ontology annotation, biological process: protein polyubiquitination; nuclear-transcribed mRNA catabolic process, deadenylation-dependent decay; ubiquitin-dependent protein catabolic process. The record is from RefSeq and is a predicted model, not a curated record. The coding region runs from base 995 to 4465 and encodes 1156 amino acids. The transcript is spliced from 20 exons. Gene Ontology annotation, cellular component: cytoplasmic stress granule.